AUGUCGGAGCGUUACAUUGCCGUUGGUUUCUACCAAGGACCCGCUGCUUUCUCCCAGCACCUGCCAGGGCGCAAGGCUGAUCCCGCUUCACCAUUUAACAUGUUCGCAAGACUCUGGUGGAUCCCCCUGGGACUCCUCCCACCAGCCUGCACUGAAUUUAAUGUAGGCCUGGUGGGACCCUGGUCUUGCGACCCAUUCCUGUCCAAGGCAUUUCCACAAGUUGCCCUGAAGUUGGCCCUGGGGCGCAUCAAGAAGGACCCCACCGUGAAUCAAGCCCACGAACUGAAGUACACAUUGUGUGAGGAAGGCUGCCAGACCUGCCAAGCCAUUGAGCGCUUCAUCGGCUACGAGAAACGACUGUCGGCUUUCAUAGGACCACUGAACCCCGGCUACUGCGACACGGCCUCCUUGCUGGGCAAGAGCUGGGGGAAAGCCGUCUUCUCCUGGGCAUGCAUCAGCGAUGACCUGGACAACCCAAGAUACCACCCCACCUUUGCCAGAACGUUGCCCUCCCCAGCCAGCGUUCUUCUGGCUGUGCUGAGACACUUCAGCUGGGCCCAUGUUGGCAUCAUCUGCUCCCAAGAGGACCUCUGGGUAGACACGGCCAACAAACUAGCGACGGCUCUGAGAAGCCGGGGCCUCCCUGUCGGUGUCGUGACGUCAACAGGGAAAGGCGACGAGAGCGCGGAAAGGGCUUGGGCCAAGAUCCAAGCUGCGGGGAACAUCAAAGUUGUCAUUCUGUGCAUGCAUUCUGCUCUCCUCGGAGGAGAGGACCAGGGCACCCUGCUGACAAAAGCUCAGGAACUGGGGCUGGCGGAUGGGCGAUACGUCUUUGUACCGUAUGACUCUCUGCUCUACAGUCUUCCCUACCAUAACCAUUCAUACUUCAUUCUCGAAAACGAUCGCAUGUUCCGAGCGGCUUAUGAUGCCGUGUUGACAGUCACCCUGCAGUCUGGGGAGAGAAGCUUUUAUGAGGCUUUUGAGGCAGCAAAACAGAGGGGUGAAAUAAUGAUGAAUUUGGAACCGGAGCAGGUCACUCCGCUCUUCGGCACCAUUUAUGAUGCAGUUUACCUUGUCGCAAAAGCUUUUGCCAAGGUCGGUCAGCAUGGGGUGUCCUCGCUCUCUGGGACCACCUUGACCCAGCAUGUCAAGAACCUCAAUUUUGCGGGAUUCAGCCGCAGGAUCCAGACCAACAGCGAAGGACAACCGCUGGCCAAGUACGUCAUUCUGGACACAGAAGGGGAGGGGAGCCAGCUCUUUCCCACCCAUUUGCUGGUCGCCUCUUCUGGCCUGAUUCAGUCCCUGGGAAAAGCUGUGCACUUUCCGAGAAGAGGGCCACCCGCGGCUGAUUCCAGCUGUUGGUUUGAUCCAGAUGUUCUCUGCAUUCCAGGCCCAGCGCCACCCAUUCUGAUCAUGGUCCUGCUGCCUCCGCUCUCCCUGCUGCUCUUUGGCACGUGCGUUGCGUAUGCCAUCAGGCACAACAACCUCUAUCAGCAAGUUGUCAAAGGCUCCAAGAAGUUGCUGCUGACUCUGGAUGACCUGACGUUUGUCCACACCAAACUCAGCAGGAUGCGGUCAACUCUGGACAACUUCAGUGAUUCCAAGAGCAACUCAGAAGGCCGGAGUGUGAGAUCCGCAGCCCCUUCCCUGUCUGUGAAAAGCGCACCCGUGACCUACGAGACCUCCAGUGUGGCUCUGUAUGAGGGAGACUGGGUAUGGUUGAAGAAGUUGGAGUCCGGAGCAAUGAAUGAACUGAGACAGCAUACUACCAGCUUGCUAAGAAAGAUGAAGGACAUACGCCAUGAAAAUGUGACCCAGUUCUUGGGCCUGCUGUCGGAUGGGGGCCACUCUGCCAUGGUGAUGGAGUACUGCUCCAGGGGGAGCUUGGAGGAUUUGCUGCAAAACACAGAUAUUAAGCUGGACUGGCUGUUCAAGUCAUCUCUUCUGAUGGAUGCAAUUAAAGGAAUGAAAUACCUGCACCAUCAGGAAGUUUGCCACGGGCGCCUCAAGUCCCGCAACUGCUUGGUGGACGGGCGGUUCGUGCUGAAGAUCACCGACUACGGCUAUGGGGAACUGCUAGCGGCUCAGCAAGCCUUUCGUAUUCAGCCACCGGCAGAAGAAUUACUCUGGACAGCUCCAGAGUUACUGAGGGAUCCAGCAAUGUACCCCAAGGGCACCUUUAAAGGAGACGUGUAUAGCUUUGGAAUUAUCCUGCAAGAGGUGAUUCUCCGAGGACCUCCCUUCUGCAAUUCUGAAACACCUGCGGAAGAAAUUAUUUGCAAGUUGAAGAAACCUCCACCCUUGUGCCGUCCAAACGUUGCCCCGGAAAACACCCCCUUGGAAUGUAUCCAGCUCAUGAAGCAGUGCUGGAGUGAAGUACCAGACCGAAGACCGACCUUUGAUGAGAUCUUGGAGCGGUUCAAAACCAUCAACAGGGGCAAGAGGACGAAUAUCAUCGACUCCAUGCUGAAGAUGUUGGAGCAGUAUUCCAGCAACCUGGAGGAAUUAAUAAGGGAGCGGACCGAGGAGCUGGAGACAGAAAAGCAGAAGACGGAAAAGCUGCUCACCCAGAUGCUUCCUCGGUCCGUGGCGGAAGCCCUGAAAAGCGGCGCUACGGUGGAGCCGGAGUAUUUCGAAGAAGUCAGCAUCUACUUCAGUGACAUCAUCGGCUUCACCACCAUCUCUGCCCUCAGCGAGCCGAUUGAGAUCGUGGACCUGCUGAACGACCUGUACACGCUCUUCGACGCCAUCAUCGGGCACCACGAUGUUUACAAGGUGGAGACCAUUGGCGAUGCCUACAUGGUAGCCUCGGGGCUGCCCAAGCGCAACGGGCACAGACACGCCGCCGAGACUGCCAACAUGGCCCUCGACAUCCUCAGCUCCGUGGGCUCCUUCCAAGUGAGGCACCUCCCCGGCGUGCCCAUCCGGAUACGGAUUGGGCUGCACUCAGGCCCGUGUGCUGCAGGGGUGGUGGGGCUCAUCAUGCCCCGGUACUGCCUCUUUGGGGACACAGUGAAUACAGCUUCCCGGAUAGAAUCCACGGGCUUACCAUUUCGAAUUCACAUCAGCCAAAGCACAAUGAAAACACUCCGGAAUCUAAAUGAAGGGUAUAAAAUGGAUUUCAGGGGGAAGACUGAACUAAAGGGCAAAGGCUUGGAAGAUACAUACUGGCUAGUAGGAAAGAAGGGCUUCAUGAAGCCACUGCCGUGCACGCCUGAAGUGAAACCGGGGUGA
Varanus komodoensis (Komodo dragon) is the source of this 3234-nucleotide messenger RNA. RefSeq names its product retinal guanylyl cyclase 2-like. The record is from RefSeq and is a predicted model, not a curated record. The coding region runs from base 1 to 3234 and encodes 1077 amino acids. Gene Ontology annotation, biological process: protein phosphorylation; intracellular signal transduction; cGMP biosynthetic process. Gene Ontology annotation, molecular function: ATP binding; guanylate cyclase activity; protein kinase activity. Lineage: Eukaryota; Metazoa; Chordata; Lepidosauria; Squamata; Varanidae. The transcript is spliced from 18 exons.